Molecule: messenger RNA, 1182 nt
Organism: Acanthamoeba castellanii str. Neff
Lineage: Eukaryota; Discosea; Longamoebia; Acanthamoebidae
Exons: 4
Coding region: 1-1182 (393 amino acids)
Source: RefSeq, a predicted model, not a curated record
AUGGACCAAGGUGAUUCGCAACUCGGAAAGCGAAGCGAGCCCCCGCGCUUCCCCGACGUGCCCGAGGCCUCCAUUCCGACCGUGUGGGACGACACCGUGCCGCUCAUCUACACCACCGCGCCCGGCGUCAAGCCCGGCCACGUGUGGCUCUUCGGCCAGGGCGUGCUCGUGAACGAGUCCGACCCACAGCCGCUGCAGUGCGUGCUGGGCGGAGUCGCGCGGCCGAUGGUGCGGUCGAAGCGGUUCUGGUACACCAAAUUCACCACGGCCUUCCUGUGCGAGUUGCCCUCGCCGCCGGGGCUGGUUGAGGGCGGAGCCCUGCUCACCAUCCUCCACCGCGGCGCGCCGGCGCCCUCCACCGCGCGCUACCGCCCCGAGCUCUUCGUCGACAGCGUCAAGAGCGACAAUGCGGACAGUGUCGACGUCGUCGGGCCACUACGCUACGGCACGUGCAUGGUGACGCAGAUGCGGGACAUGGCCUACAUGGUCGACGAGUGGGUGGCCUACCACCGCCACAUCGGCAUCGACCACUUCUACAUCUACGACAACAACUCCACCGACCACCUCGCCGCCCUCUACGGCCACGGCCACGAUGACAUCGAGGUGAUCCCAUGGCCCUGGCGGCGGCCUACUCGCACGCGCUGGCCUUCGCCCGUCCAAGGUACCGUCGCCCACGUGCUCGAUCGUUACAAGUGCUCGGUGUCGUCGGUGGUGGAGCUGCGCUUCGAGGGCCUGCGCCCGAGCCACGACAAUCUCACCACCUGCCCCGACACACCGGUGAUCGAGACCUACAUACACCGCAGGCCCGACAAGAACGCCUACGACCUGGGCUUCGGGCUGGUCAUGUCAUCGGCCGCCGACGCCCUCCACCACAUCCACUUUGCCGAGCUCCAGUCCCACCGCAAGUCGGUGAAGGUGGCGCAUGACGUGGCAUUCGGGUACCACUUCAGCGACCGGUGCUGGCCGCAGUACUAUCGGCAGAAGUGCUUCGGAAGGGGCAGCAUUCGCGACUGGGACAUCCCCAACGACGUCGACGAGACCCACCCGAAAAAGGAGUGGUGGGACAUCGGCAAGCAUGCGGUGGUGACCGACACGCGGCUGCGCGACUUCAAGCGGACACUGGUCGGCCCCGCGCCCGCGCCCGUGAUCAGACGCGCGCCAUUCGACUACACCUGCGGUUAA